AUGGCGAUUCAAUGGUCAGAGCUAUGUAUCAUACUGUUGGAACUGUCUUACACUAUCUGCCUCAUUGCAAGGAGAGCCUAUAGGAAACUCGAUUUGAAGUAUCAUCCUGAUAAGAAUCAAGGAAACGAGGAAGCUACUCGCAAAUUCGCUGAAAUCAACAACGCUUAUGAAAUGCUAUCGGAUGAGGAGAAGAGGGGGAUAUAUAAUUGGCAUGGUGAAGAAGUUUUAAAGAAGCAUGCUGCACGAGGAGGUGGAGUUGGGGGCAUGAAUAUGCAAGACAUCUUUAGCCAGUUUUUUGGUGGUGGUGGUUCGAGGGAGGAAGAAGAGAAUGUCGUCAAAGGUGAUGACAUCAUUGUGGAACUUGAGGCCACUCUUGAAGAUUUGUACAUGGGAGGCUCUGUCAAGGUAUGGAGAGAAAAGAAUGUAAUAAAACCAGCUCCUGGAAAGAGAAAGUGCAACUGCAAGAAUGAGGUUUAUCAUAGACAAGUUGGUCCUGGAAUGUUUCAACAGAUGACUGAGCAGGAAGUGUCUUUCUACGAAGAUGGUGAACCCAUUCUCGACGGUGACCCUGUUCUGAAUCAAAACUGCACCAUAUGCCCGUUUCUGAAGAGAUGGAAACAAUCUACACAUGACCGUCAACAUUACACUGGGAAUUACAAAGCCAAAGGAAGUGAAGAAGUUCAAAGGAGAAUGGAUGCCACUUCACUACAGCACAAAGAAAGCAACCUUUUUGUCACUUUUGAGGUUUUGUUUCCUUCGUCUCUCACUGGGGAUCAGAAGAAGAAAAUCAAACAAGUCUUGGCUUAG
Messenger RNA from Eruca vesicaria subsp. sativa (arugula), 807 nucleotides. Lineage: Eukaryota; Viridiplantae; Streptophyta; Magnoliopsida; Brassicales; Brassicaceae. The record is from the annotation of a GenBank genome assembly.